UUCUGUCUUAUUCUACCGGCUAUCUUAAACUUGACCUAAGAUUAUGGCUAUGAUACUUUUGUCAUUCUUAAAUCGAGAAGCGCGGGAGUCGCGCGUCGCGUAGACAACAGUUUUUUUAACCACCAAACAUGAUUAGCGCUGUGUGCGUCCUAGUCAUAUCCCUGGUGGGGCUGACCCUGGAGCAGAACAGUGCCCCGCUGUCCCCGUGCCCUAACGUGUUCAGCUACGAACCGCCGGGCACGGAGCCGGGCCGGUGGUACGGCGUCGUUAACCUGUCCACAGACAGCAUCCUACACUCCUUGUGGCUCAACAUUGUACUGGACAGCAAGGCUGACAUACUCGGCAACUGGGUCGGUGACGUCUCAACAACGGACAAUAUCGAUUUCAAAAUCGAAAACACAAAGAUGAAAAUCCAUCCCGGUCCAGCCGUGGCCGUACGCUUCUUCGUUCAAUACAGUCCACUGAACCCUCCAGUUCCUAAACUAAAAGCCAUUAGAUUAAACGGAAGAGAAAUUUGUAAUUCCGAUGCGCCUGUUCCAGUACAAGUGUAUGACAAUGAAGACAUACAAAGUAGACCAGAAAGUAGCACUUACAGAGCUACUUCUCGUCAGACGGAUAGGCCAAGACCAAACCAAGGUUCGAGGCCUGGAGACUCGAGACCUGUAGACUCGAGACCUGGAGACUCGAGGCCAACCGAUGUACGACCAAUAGAUACAUAUAGCAGACCAACGAGUAGGCCAAGUGGCAUUAGGCCUCAGGACGAGGUGACAACGAGGCCCGUGCAAGGGACGCCUGCGCAAGACGGGCCGGUUUACGUGCGUCCGCCACAAGAUGCUGUUCCUUCUAAGAUCGAGAAUGACCCUCCGCGCAAUCAUAUCAACCAACCGAGCUACCACACCCCGUCUCCGCCCUUCCGAACCACCACCACUGUCCGGAACGACCCUGAGGACUUCGAUGAUCCCAGCAGACCAGUAGACCCAUCAGAGUACUUCGGCGGUGGACAGCCUACCAUCGUGGUUCCUCCAAGUGGCAGUAACACGCAGCCACAUUAUGACAGGGAUGUUCAGCAAAAUGAAUGCGGCAAAGUGGUGAAACAGAAUCCCAAUCCCAAUGCGCUGGUCAUAAACGGAGCCCCGACAUACGAGGGCGAGUGGCCUUGGCAGAUUGCGUUAUACCAGACUCAGACUAUAGAUUACAAGUACAUCUGUGGCGGGACGCUGGUGUCCCACCGACACGUCAUCACGGCGGCCCACUGCGUCACCCUGAAGAACAGGAAUCGUGUGGUCAACAAGGGGACCCUCACGGUGUACCUCGGGAAACACAACCUCAGGACAUCCACUACUGGCGUCGAGAUCAGAGCUGUGGAAGACGUCAUCACGCACCCGCAGUACAACGCGAGCAGUUUCAGCCGCGAUCUGGCUGUGUUGGUCCUUCGCGAUCCGGUGCAAUACUCUGACUGGGUGCGCCCCGUGUGCCUCUGGCCCGAGAACCUGGUGGAUAUCAGCAAUAUCAUCGACAAAAAAGGAUCGGUAGUGGGCUGGGGUUUCGACGAGACAGGCUCCGCCACGGAGGAGCUCAACCUGGUGGAGAUGCCCAUUGUCAACCAGCUCACCUGCAUCAAGUCGUACCCCGAAUUCUUCGUCCGUUACACUUCCGAGUACACCUUCUGCGCGGGCUACAGAAAUGGUACUCGAAUCUACAAUAAACAAACGGGAAAUGUAGAAAGUUCGUCGGUGUGCAACGGUGAUAGUGGAGGCGGCAUGGUGUUCAAGAUCGACAACCGCUGGUACCUCCGUGGUCUGGUGUCCUUGUCUGUCUCCAGGCACAACGAGAGACGCUGCGACCCUCAACACUACAUCGUCUUCACUGACAUAGCCAAAUUCCUACCGUGGUUAAAACAGCAUUUGAGUGAUUACUAGGCCACUUUGUAGUGACAACUGUCUAGUUAUGAAGUAAAACAGACUUUAAUGUAAUAGGCCUAGAGGUCAUAUUUUAAUAUAUAUACAGGGUUAGUUUUGUUAGCAACCUCGCGGGACUACAUGGCAGUCAUUAGAAACAACGACGUUUGUUUGCUAAAUAAAAAAAAAAUACAUUUUUGUUUAUCUGUUCUAAAGCUAAGUACUCAAUGUGGAUCGCGAGGCGGCGGCGCUAAUACGAAUGUAAGGUCAGGACGAAUAUUAACCAAGAUAAAUUACAAACCAUUGUUAUCUAAUGUAUUGUGUUAUAUCAAACUCGUAAAACAAACAUUAUUGUUUACUAGCUGAUGCCUGCGACUUCGUUCGCCGAUCAAUUUUUGGUAAGGAGUAAAAAUUAUUAGAGAAAUUUAAUUGUACUUACAGACAAAUGUAACGAUACCUAUACAUACAGAAGAUGCUAAUCAGACUGAAAAAGUAUAAUUUCUAUAGUUUAGCUGAACUAUUAUGACUCUUGUUCAGAUGUCCAGAUCUUCGAUUUUUAUACCUCUACAGAAAAUGCUCACCAGACUGAACAAUUUUUGUUAAGUCGUCAUUUCUAUAUUCCCUAAUAGUUUAGCUGCACCAUCAUGGGUCUACAUCAGGUGUUCCAGAUCUUCGAUUUUUAUAUCUCAACGCUCAUUAAGCUGAAUAACUUUUGUUAAGGCGUCAUUUUAAUAUUUUCUAUAGUUUAGCUGUACCAUCAUUGUUCUUCAUCAGGUGUACCAGUUUUCAAAAUAAUUUACACCCUAAAUGUUGCCCAGGCUCAAUAGCUAUAUACUAACAAAAAAGUUGCCAUUCAAAUCCGUCCAGUAGUUCCGAAGAUUACCGUGUACAAACAUACAGACAAACAUUUACUUUUUUUCAAAUUCUCACUCUGUUGCUGUGACUCUAUCGCCUAAUUUUAUUUUUAUGUAAAUUUAUUUAAUGUACAGGAUUUUUUUUUCUACUGUUUUAUUAUAUGUAUUGAUGACAUUGAUGAUGUCCGCUGUCUAGACCAGCGGUUUGCUAUAUUUCAAAGUAACCCUGUAUUAUAGUAGCGUAUUCAUAAAAUUAUUGUGGUGAUGAGCGAUAGUCGUUACGGACCCAACUACGACGCGUAACGGCUGAGGAAGAAGCCGGGACCACGCUAAUUAAGAGUCACAAUAUCAAUUCCUUGCCUAUAUUAUUUUAGUCUUAUUUUACUCCAGUUACCGACUAGAAUCAACGUCGCGAAAGAAGUCAACAUAUGAAACUAUCAAUAAAAGAUCGGCCACGUUGUUGUUGUAAGCUAAUGUAGUGCAGUGUCCAGAAAGCCUACCGCAAAACAUAGCACAUUAUUAACGUCCACAUGCUAUCUCUUAUAGUGCCCAUAUCGUGUAAAAAAAGAGACGAAACAAACAUGUGGACGUGCUACGUGUUUUGUGUUUCGUGGUAGCCCCCCAGGAACUGUCUAUAAUUUUCUGUGGCCCGAUUGUAGAAACCCAAAUGUUAUCAUGUCAUGCCGUUAUGUAGAUAGAUACAACAACAGUACAACCACGAAUACAACAUAUUUAGUUGUAGGAUAUUAUUAACGUAGUUUGAAGAUACAUUUUAUGACUAUUAUUAGCUAGCGGCUCUAAUAUUCUUUCUAAUUUAGAUGUCAGAUGUCAGCACUGUGACAAGGUGCUAUUGGGCAAUAAUUUGACACGAAAUUGACAGCUGUUUGACAGUUCUUAAAGUGCUAUCGUUUGAAUUUUAAAAUGUCAAUGAUAUGAAUAAUAUCAAGUUGAAUGAAAUUAAGUGACGGUUUAUUGAUGACGUUUAGAACAAUCAAGGCCUCAUAUGUAAUCUGUGAUGCUCUCUAUAACGAUAUACUUACUUUGAAAUUAACAAAUGUUAAUAAAUAAAUAAAAAAUAAAAAUAAAAAGUUAGACUUGUUUCAACUUUUAAUAGUAAGUUAAUUAUACUUAUUAUUUUUAAUUUGUAUUAAGUUUAGUCGAAUAGCAUAAUAAUUCAGAACAAUAUUUUUAAUUCUUCGUCAUUCCAACUAUUUCAUAGACUGAAAAUAUAUACACAUUCGGUUUAAA
This is a messenger RNA of Plodia interpunctella (Indianmeal moth), 4000 nucleotides long. RefSeq names its product serine protease gd-like. Lineage: Eukaryota; Metazoa; Arthropoda; Insecta; Lepidoptera; Pyralidae. The transcript is spliced from 11 exons. Gene Ontology annotation, molecular function: serine-type endopeptidase activity. The coding region runs from base 129 to 1919 and encodes 596 amino acids. Gene Ontology annotation, biological process: proteolysis. The record is from RefSeq and is a predicted model, not a curated record.